AUGCACAUUUCUCUAAUCUCCAAGAACAAAGAGAAAUUCAUCGACGAAACCUUAACUAAGCCACCGGUCUCAGAUCCUCUGUAUGCACCAUGGACCAGAUACAAUACGAUGGUUCUUGCGUGGAUUCAGCGUUCGAUUUCAGAGCCAAUCGCCAAAUCGGUGUUGUGGAUCGAUAACGCUUCUGGUGUGUGGAAGAACUUGCAGAUUAGGUUUUCUCAAGGCGAUAUCUUCCGCAUUUCUGAUAUCCAAGAAGAUCUCUAUAGAUUCAAACAAGGUACUCUCGAUGUUUCGAAUUAUUUUACUCAAUUGAAGGUUAUGUGGGAUGAAUUGGAAAACUAUCAAUCGAUUCCUUCUUGUACAUGUGUUAUACCCUGUUCCUGUGGCGCUAUUGCAUCCAUUAAACACUAUAGGGAGCAAGAUUAUGUUAUCCUUUUCUUGAAAGGCUUAACAGAGAAAUUUGCGCAUUCUAAGUCUCAGAUUAUGAUGAUGAGUCCUCUUCCCAGUAUUGACAAAGCCUUUUCCCUUGUCAUUCAACAAGAAAGAGAGAUGGAUAAUUCUGCAUCUAAUGCUAUUUCAUCCACUAGUGCCACUGAAGAGGUUUCAGCAUUACACACUCAGACACGUGAAGCCAAUUAUACGGCCAAACAGGGAGGUCUAAACAACUAUCGUGGGAAAUCACAAGCUGCUCAGGGAUCCAAUGCAUCUCGAGGAACUAACAGAGUUUGUGUUCACUGUGGCAGGACAAACCAUAAUGUUGAGACUUGUUUCCUUAAGCAUGGAUAUCCACCAGGCUACAAUGGCUACAAAGGAAAGAGCAAGACUCAAGGAGGCACACAAUCAUCUUCUUCUACUGCUAAUGCUAGUCAUAGCACAGAAUCAUCCUCUCAGAGUUCAGCUACAUCUUCAUUUGGUUUUACUUGA
This is a messenger RNA of Vicia villosa (hairy vetch), 921 nucleotides long. RefSeq lists its product as uncharacterized. NCBI's taxonomy places the organism in Eukaryota, Viridiplantae, Streptophyta, Magnoliopsida, Fabales, Fabaceae. The record is from RefSeq and is a predicted model, not a curated record. Bases 1 to 921 code for a protein of 306 amino acids. The transcript has a single exon.